Messenger RNA from Hevea brasiliensis (rubber tree), 1686 nucleotides. RefSeq names its product tubulin alpha chain-like. The record is from RefSeq and is a predicted model, not a curated record. Lineage: Eukaryota; Viridiplantae; Streptophyta; Magnoliopsida; Malpighiales; Euphorbiaceae. Gene Ontology annotation, biological process: mitotic cell cycle; microtubule cytoskeleton organization. Gene Ontology annotation, molecular function: GTP binding; structural constituent of cytoskeleton. The coding region runs from base 163 to 1515 and encodes 450 amino acids. Gene Ontology annotation, cellular component: microtubule; cytoplasm. The transcript has 4 exons.
UUCUCUUAGCAUAAAUACCCCGUCUCAGCUAAAGCCUCGCCUCCAUCCCUAAGGUUGAAUCAGAAGGCGUCUUCAUAAACGCCUUCGUUUCAUAGCUUUUCUCAGUCUCUUCCAACUUCUUCUUUUCGUCGUUUCUGGUUAUUGUGAAAUCAAUCAGCGAAAAUGAGAGAGUGCAUUUCCAUUCACAUUGGUCAGGCUGGUAUCCAGGUUGGCAAUGCCUGCUGGGAGCUUUACUGCCUUGAGCAUGGCAUCCAGCCUGAUGGCCAGAUGCCAGGUGACAAGACCGUUGGCGGUGGUGACGAUGCCUUCAACACCUUUUUCAGUGAAACUGGUGCAGGGAAGCACGUUCCUCGCGCUGUCUUUGUAGAUCUUGAGCCAACUGUCAUUGAUGAAGUUAGGACCGGAACUUACCGCCAGCUCUUUCACCCUGAGCAGCUCAUCAGUGGCAAGGAAGAUGCUGCCAACAACUUUGCCCGUGGCCAUUAUACCAUUGGCAAGGAAAUUGUUGAUCUCUGCUUGGACCGCAUCAGAAAGCUUGCUGACAACUGCACUGGCCUCCAGGGAUUCCUUGUGUUUAAUGCUGUUGGUGGUGGUACCGGAUCUGGUCUUGGAUCUCUCCUGUUGGAGCGUUUGUCUGUUGAUUAUGGAAAGAAAUCCAAGUUGGGUUUCACUGUCUACCCCUCUCCCCAAGUCUCCACAUCUGUUGUUGAGCCCUACAACAGUGUCCUUUCAACUCACUCCCUCUUGGAACACACUGAUGUUGCUGUGCUUCUUGACAAUGAGGCCAUCUAUGAUAUCUGUAGGCGUUCCCUUGACAUUGAGCGACCCACCUACACCAAUCUUAACAGGCUUGUCUCUCAGGUGAUUUCCUCCUUGACUGCUUCUCUGAGGUUUGAUGGUGCCCUGAACGUGGAUGUGACUGAAUUCCAGACCAACUUGGUCCCAUACCCAAGAAUCCACUUCAUGCUUUCCUCCUAUGCACCAGUUAUCUCUGCUGAGAAAGCUUACCAUGAGCAACUUUCUGUUGCUGAAAUCACCAACAGUGCUUUUGAGCCCUCUUCUAUGAUGGCCAAGUGUGAUCCUCGUCAUGGCAAAUACAUGGCCUGCUGCUUGAUGUACCGUGGUGAUGUUGUGCCCAAGGAUGUGAAUGCUGCAGUUGCCACUAUCAAAACCAAGCGUACCAUUCAGUUUGUUGACUGGUGCCCAACUGGAUUCAAGUGCGGUAUCAACUACCAGCCACCCACUGUUGUUCCUGGUGGUGACCUUGCCAAGGUGCAGAGAGCUGUCUGCAUGAUCUCCAACUCAACCAGUGUUGCUGAGGUGUUCUCAAGAAUUGACCACAAGUUUGACCUAAUGUAUGCCAAGCGUGCUUUUGUGCACUGGUAUGUGGGCGAGGGCAUGGAGGAAGGUGAGUUUUCUGAGGCUCGUGAGGAUCUUGCUGCCCUUGAGAAGGAUUAUGAAGAGGUUGGUGCUGAAUCGGCUGAGGGUGAAGAUGGUGACGAUGAAGAGUAUUAAUUAAGUUCCUGUGGUCUAUUUGAAUCAGUGUUAUUCGGUUUGUGUUUGUUGGUUGUUUAUUGCGAAUAUAUGCAAUUAUUUGAAGCUAUCUUGCUUCAAGGAUGCUUAAAUAGAUAUAUUCUGUGUUGAAUGGUACUAUUAUUUUAGUAAUGUUCACAAUUAUUUUAGGGA